Rattus rattus (black rat) is the source of this 1468-nucleotide messenger RNA. It is a transcript of the gene Tmem59l, whose product is annotated as transmembrane protein 59 like. Lineage: Eukaryota; Metazoa; Chordata; Mammalia; Rodentia; Muridae. The transcript is spliced from 8 exons. The record is from RefSeq and is a predicted model, not a curated record. The coding region runs from base 16 to 1065 and encodes 349 amino acids.
AGAGUCUCUAGAGAGAUGCGGGAGCCAGUGUCCCUAGAAGAAGUGGGGAGACACGGUGGUAGAGGAUCUUCAGGAGUGGGAGGAGCUGAGGGGCCUGCAAGGAGGGUGGCUUGGAGGAGAGGGGUCUCUCAGAACUGCCCUUCCUUCCAGGAAGUGAUUAAUUGGUACCCAGGAAGGGAUGAAUUGGCACCUGGGGUGAACACUCCUGAGCCAGAGGGCCCCUCUGAGUCCCCGAAUAACAAGGCCGUCCUGAUCAACGCUUGUGAGCGGGGCUGUCGGCUUUUCUCCAUCUGCCGCUUUGUGGCCAGGAGCUCUAGGCCCAAUGCCACAGAGACAGAAUGUGAAGCAGCCUGCACCGAGGCUUACGUGAAGGCAAAGGAGCAGCAGGCCUGCAGUGAAGGGUGCUGGGGCCAGAUCCCUGAACCUGAGACCCAGCUGGAGCAGAAGGAAUUGGCUUUGGACCCACCUAGUGGGAGCCUCUCCCUGCGGCACCUGUUCACCAUGCUCUGCAGUGACCUUAUGAGUUCUGCCCAGGACUUCAUAUCCUCCACCUGGACAUACUCCCUUCAGACAGACAACCGGAAGGUGGUGGUGUUCCAGACCCAGCCUGUGGUUGAGAACUUUGCAUUCCAAGGGAGCCGUCUGCAGCGGGUGGAGGUGACCUGGAGGGGGUCCCACCCCAAGGCCCUAGAGGUGCACAUGGACCCUAUGGGCCCCUUGGAGAAAGUGAGGAGGGCGAAGCCCCACCUGAAGACCAGCAAAGCCAAGGUGGAGUCUGAGGACCAACAGGAGAGUGACUUCCUCAGUUGCAUGUCCCGGCGUUCCGGGCUACCUCGAUGGGUCCUGUUCUGUUGCCUCUUCCUCUCCGUCCUGAUCAUCCUGUGGCUGAGUUGCUGCACUCUGGUCACCACACCAGGCCAGCACCUCAAGUUCCAGCCUCUAACUGCAGAACAGUACAAAGGCCUCCUGGUGGAGUCCAACUGGCCCUUGUACCCGCCCCUGCCACCUGCUUAUGAGGACAGCCCCCCGCCAUACAAGUUGAAGCUUGAUUUGACCACGCUGUAAUCUGGUCUUUUUCCAAGUACAGGGGCCUCGCCACGUUCACUUACUCUGUACCCUAAAGUCCAAGGUCAGGGUGGAGUCUUACCUCCCUCUCUUGCUAGCACAUCCCUCGGUUCCCUUGAGACAAACGGACCUAAGUGGCAGGGAGAAGGGGAUCUGGCCUCCCCGCCCCGUCUUGCUUUCCCAGGGCUGGUUCACAUGUUCUAACUAUGGAACUUCAUCCGUGUUGCUUUCUUUUUCUUCCUCUGUGUCCUCACUGUGGGCCUGAGGUCUUAGGGGUUCCCCUCUGCUAAGGUUCUUUCUCUUUAUCUCUGGAAACCCAAGGCAGAUGGUGGGAACUCCAUCCCGAGAGGGGGAUAAGGAGACAUGAACCUUUAAAUAAAUCGAAUAAAGAUAGGUUGGCCGA